AUGGACAUGGAAAUCUGCCAGAGCUGUGAUAGAGAUUGGGAUGCCCACAAGAAUAAGAUUAUUAUUGCUGGUGACCCCACAUUCAGCAGUUGCCCGAAUGCGAUGGACCACGUGAAGUUGCAGCAGUACCCCUGUCCGGAGGCAGUGCUCGAACUGGGCCCCAUUUGCCCAGUCACCUGCGAUCUCCUCACGACCUGCAUGGCUCACCCCGAACAGGUAUCGGCCGAGGGCCGCCGCUUCGCCGCUAAGUUCGUCUUCCAAAGAGCCAUGGAGACUGUUCUCAACGUUGAUGCGGCAGUCGAGGUGGCCACCACAGUCAUGGCAAAAGAGGAGAACGAACCAGUCUUCACAACGAGACUGACCAGUUGCUUGGAUCUUACCUACAUCGAACGCGAGAACCUCAUACCUAUGAACACAUCAACGUCACUCAUUUCAUCAAGCGACUCUACACUGUUCUCAAAAAUCGAAAAGUAUCCGUCAGAAUCUUCAACACCGAACUACCAACCUAUUUUCUGA
Molecule: messenger RNA, 516 nt
Organism: Nilaparvata lugens (brown planthopper)
Lineage: Eukaryota; Metazoa; Arthropoda; Insecta; Hemiptera; Delphacidae
Exons: 2
Coding region: 1-516 (171 amino acids)
Source: RefSeq, a predicted model, not a curated record